Parnassius apollo (apollo) is the source of this 1368-nucleotide messenger RNA. The record is from the annotation of a GenBank genome assembly. NCBI's taxonomy places the organism in Eukaryota, Metazoa, Arthropoda, Insecta, Lepidoptera, Papilionidae.
AUGCCUCGAAAUAUCUGCUGUGUUCCUGGGUGCCAAGUAGUAUCAGAAGAUGGUGUACCUCUACAUUACUUUCCAUGUCCUGAGAAAGAUGCAGAAAGGUUUCAUAAUUGGGUAAAGAUUAUUGGAGGUGGCAUUGCGAGUCUGGACAACACCACUAUCCGCAAAACUCAUAGAAUCUGUCGUCAGCACUUUCAGAAAGAGUUUCUUUACCCAAAAAACAGGCUUUGUAAAUUGGCUGUUCCAUCUUUGCUUUUACCCUCUGCAGGUGUAUCAGCACCAAGCCCACCAUCUACAUCCCAAGGAGCUAUAUUGCAUCAUGAUGUAAUAAAACCCAUAACAACUAGAACUAUUGAAUACUUCAAGACUUCUAGUUCAGGAAUCUGCUGUCCCUAUAAAUUUCGUGAAGUGAUGACUUUGAUGAAAGAAUCUAAGCUGCUCGACCAGAGGAAAUUUGAUCUGUUCCAAAACAAUAAUCUAUAUGAAUCUGCUCCACCAUCUGCGUCAAUAGUAAGUCCAAAAAAGAGAUCUACCAAAGAAGAAAAUGUAUCAUGUAAAACACACCAAAACUACACCGAAAUUAGAAAGUCUCUUGAAAGUCCACAUUCAGAAAUAAGCGGUAUCGAAGAGUUGAGUUCUUCUCCUGUUCGAGUGUUUUCUGAUUCGAGCGUUUCAUGGUUUCCAGAUAGUGAAGAGGAUAGAUGUUUCAAAAAGAAAAGACGAGUGUAUGUUGCAAAAUCUUCCAGUGAGAGCGAUAGUGAAGAAAGUACAUUUAUUGCGUCGCGCUCGAAGACAGCAGAUAGUCGGGGGCUUUUUAAUGAAUGUUUUCAGGAUAUAAACAUUAACAAUGACUUUCAAUUAAGAAAUAAACAAUAUGCCGUGCCUCAAAAAUCUACUUUACCAUCUUCCAACUCUGAUUCAUCUGGUAAUGUCACUGUAGACAAUCAAGAAUUAACUAAACAGCCAGUUCCAAUCGUUACUUCAAACAAUAAUAUUGAACCUACGCGUUGGAAAAAAGCGAUCCAAGCAAGUGGAAAAAAAAACAUAGCUAAAUCUAAUAAACAAAAAGAAUGUCCGACAAAAUCUACAUUUAUUACUAGAAAGAGGAGGAAACUAGAAGAACAAACGGAGGGACAAGGGACAGAAAAACUGAUGCAAGUAUUGAAAAAUUAUAAAUUGCCACCAGCUUACUCCUCGCCGCUGCCUAUUUCAGAGGCAAAAAAGAAAGACCUCAAUAAUUUAUGUGCAAAGGGAAUAAUUCCACAAGAGCUCCACUUGUGGUAUCAGUCUUUACCAACAAGUAAAGACGUAGUAGACAGAAUUUUGGAGCCAGACGUCACUGAGGAGGGAGAAGAAGAAGUAGUCGACUGA